GCUCGCAUGACAAGACAAUUGUGUAAUUCUACAAAACUAAAGUUCAAGGUAAACUAGUAGCAGUACGUAGCAUUUGAGCAUUUGUCACUACAACUGGUGGAUGUUGUGUUCUGCCCAGAAGGUGUCUGUUUAAAGCCAGAGCUAUCAGCAAAAAUGGGAGAGUGGGGAUUCCUGUCAUCACUGCUGGACAAAGUGCAGUCACACUUCACGGUCAUUGGAAAGGUUUGGAUGACCGUCCUGUUUAUCUUCAGGAUCAUGGUCCUCGGAGCAGGGGCGGAGAAGGUGUGGGGCGAUGAGCAGUCCAAUAUGAUUUGCAAUACCAAACAGCCCGGCUGUAAGAACGUGUGUUACGACCACGCCUUCCCCAUCUCCCACAUCCGCUUCUGGGUCCUUCAGAUCAUCUUCGUCUCCACCCCAACGUUGGUGUACCUGGGACAUGUUAUGCACGUCAUCCACAAGGAGAACAAACUGAGGCAAUGGCUGAGUCAGGCAGGCAAUGAGAUGGGGAAAAUGCCUAAGUAUUCUGAUGAGAAGGGUCAUGUCAAAAUCAAAGGUGAAUUGCUGGCUAGUUACACAGCCAAUAUAUUCUUCAGGAUUCUGCUUGAGAUAGCAUUUAUAGUGGGUCAGUAUUACUUAUAUGGGUUUAUUCUGGACCCCAAGAUUGAAUGCAGCAGAGCUCCCUGUCCGUUCACUGUAGAAUGCUUCAUGUCACGACCAACAGAGAAGACCAUCUUCAUCAUCUUCAUGCUGGUGGUGGCGUGUGUUUCUCUGCUGCUGAAUGUGGUGGAGAUAUUAUAUCUGAUCUGCUCUAAGUGUGGCUCUGGCUCAAGAAGACGAGCCCAAGAAGUCCCAGCCAUCGCAAUGCACAGCUGUCUGGAUGGAGGCAGCACUGCCUGAAAUCAUUGAUCACCACUCAACUAUUCAGUGGCAGAGAAAGGAUGACACGUGUAACAGGACCGAAACUUUGAGCUUUGAUUUAUUGUCCUCUGGUAAACCAAGCCAACAUGUUGUAUUUGUUCAUGGUGUGCACUAGAAGGAAAUCAAAUGCAAUGCAGCUUAAUUUUCAGGAGUCUUGUCGCUCCUCAGUGAGAUGGUCAUCGAAUUGGCUUUUUGUGAUCAUGUAUGAAUCUUAAUAUAAUGCGAUUCAUCAUACAUUGUUUGGGUUAUUGAAACCACACUGACCUAAAGUGACCAAAACAAAAUCCAGAAAAUAUUUGUGGCUUUCAAUAUUUGUAAAUAUGUCAGUUUGAUUUUUGUAUUUAUUUUAUGUGGUUGUAAAUAAAAUGUAAA
Molecule: messenger RNA, 1290 nt
Organism: Salvelinus sp. IW2-2015
Lineage: Eukaryota; Metazoa; Chordata; Actinopteri; Salmoniformes; Salmonidae
Product: gap junction Cx32.2 protein
Biological process (GO): cell-cell signaling
Cellular component (GO): connexin complex
Molecular function (GO): gap junction channel activity
Source: RefSeq, a predicted model, not a curated record